AUGAGGAAGAAGGCUAGGAUUGUUGUCGAUCCGUCCUCCCCCGCCUCUACCGCCUCCACCUCACGGCUCCUCCCAUUCCGGCGGCCGCCGCCCCCUCGCCCUCCCCCGCCCUCUGCCCCCUCGGCAGGCUCGGCCGCUUCCCCCUUCUUACUCGCACGCCGCAAGCCAUGGCAGCCGCGCCGGAUCCUCGACCCUGGGAGCGACGUCGUCCUGAAGUGGAACCACGUCUUCCUCGUGGCAUGCCUCGUGGCGCUCUUCCUCGACCCGCUCUACUUCUAUCUCCAGUCGAUAGGCGGGCCUGCCUGCAUUCGCAUUGAUCUGAACCUCGGUAUAGUCGUCACGUUCUUCCGGACUGUUGCCGAUCUGUUCUACUUGACCCACAUGAUCCUGAAAUUCCGGACGGCCUUCGUUGCGCCGAGUUCGAGGAUCUUUGGCAAAGGAGAGCUCGUCAGGGACACAAACCAGAUUGCCCUCCGUUAUCUGAAGUCGGAUUUUGCGAUCGAUCUUGUCGCUAUGCUUCCGAUCCCUCAGGCAAGGUUCCCCUCAUUCCCUAAUCACUGGAGUUUCUUCUUCUUCUUCUUCAACUGCGUAAAAUUUUCCUUAAUUUCUUAUUUCAUUCUGAUGAUAAUUUCAUCCAUGGGAAGAAAUAAAAGACAGAUUUGAUAUUCUAAAAGGAACCAACUAUUUUGUACUCUUUCUGCCUCGAUUGGCUCAACGUCUUGCUGCCAAUCACAAAAUAGUAACUAGCUGAGAAUAUCCCGCGACAGUAAUUCUACUGUAGUUUGAAAGUGCGAAGCUCUUUGGUGUGAGAAAAAAUUGUUCGCUUCAGAUUGAGCACGGUCUUUCCCUUCUUAGAGUACAUUUCUUUCCAUAGCUUUUAUGCGAUAUUUUGUUGUCAACUCAAUCCAUUGGCCAACAGACGUCGCCUUGGCAUGGUAAAUGUGUACUUUAGUUUGAGUCUUGAGGAGGACACUAAAUGACUUCAUUAGGAUGUUAUCAUAUGAAAGCAUUGAAGAACAAAGGAAAGGAGGAAUAAAAAUGGGGAAAGAGCAAACGUGUAUAAGCCUUUCGCGUGCUUCUAAAUUAUCUCUUUGGAAAAAUUAUGAAGGAGACUUGAAUUUCCGCAACUAGCUUUGAGUGUUUAUAUUGUACAUACAAGUGGGACCAUUCAAGUAGGUGAUACUGUUAAAGUCGAAUUCUCGUAUGAAAAUGUUCACUCCGCUGAUUGCUAUUGUUUUCAAAAAUGUUACCUUUCUGUGAAAUUUUUAAAUGGUCAAAUGAACCUAUUUUAUUAGAAGAAAAGAAGGUAGGAUUUAUAUGCAAAUCAUAUUUAUUUGGGAACGAAGGCAAAUCUACUUGUCUCUAUGUUUUAUAUUAAGAGAAAAUUCAUCUGGAAUGAAUUCCAUUUAAUCAUAUUCAUAAAGAAUUCGCAUAUAAUUUGAAAAAGAUCUUGUGAUGAAUCCUUAGACACUAUAGGCUAUCAAUGCCCUAAGUGAAAAUGAUGUGCUACCAUUAAUAAAUGGUUUAUCCAAAGGCAGACAAUUGAUACGGUUAGAGAAAUCUUAAUUUUCUGAGAUAAGUGGAAAAGACACUGGCGUAUCCUUGGUCAGUAUUGUUUAUAAUAAAAACCGGGAAGACCUAUAUAUGUAAUGGCAGUAGAUUGAAACUGGGUAGCCUAUAUAUUUGUUGUUCUGUAUUAUAUCUUUAGUGUGUGUAUGCUUGGUGUCGAGCACUACUUUCUAGGAGUCAUCUAGUGUCUAGGUCACCUUGGUGAGCAGCUUAAUAAGAUUCUUGUUUGGUCCCACCCUGUAGGCAGUUUGCGCCUACAUUGCUCUCCAAGUUAUCAGGAUUGUGAACAAACGGUUUGCAUGAGGAUAACAAACAGAAAAAAAACCACUUCUGUCCAAUCUGAAACGCAAGAAUUGUACUUUUCUUAUAAGUGCAUUCGCAUUUGGCCGAAUGUGAAUGACUGGUUCCCUCUCUAUCAGACUCUACAUUUUGUGUUCAGAUAAACUGCCUCUGAUUUUUGGCUCUCCUUGAUUCUUCCUGAAUGACAGUCUGGGAGGGGAAAGAGUGGAAUUUAGUGUUGCACGAGGUAGUCCGGUAGGGAAAGGAGAAGCAUGCACCAGCAGUCUAAUAGGAGCAAUGGGACUCAAGCAGUCUACUCACAUGCUUCAUUUUAAACGUACCUUUUCAAUCAGUCAUCGCCCAAUGGACUUGCAUCUUGUACAGACAGAAAGGCAUUAGACAAUUCCAUGAUGGCUUUGAGAUCCAUGGUCUCCGUUCUGCAGCUAAAAUAUGAUACAUCUCAUAAUUUCUUCGCUGUUAAUGUCUACACAUGAAUCUUGGGUUUCCCCUGCAAGUGCUGGAGUCAAUCCUAGUGCUUGGACAUAGACUAGGCAACAUCAGAAGUUAGCUCUGCUACCAUCAGAUUUUUUUUAUUCGGAAGGCCCUAAAUCUGGGACGUAAGGGUUCUUGUUUCACCACAAUCCAAGCAUAGGUAUGUACAACUGCGUUGAUGACACAAGACACAUGAGCUGCGAUGACUGUAGCUCGAGAAGGAAUAAAAACAAAACCUAGUUCAUGCGCUGUUGCAUCCAUGGUGCUUAAUGGUUACAACAUUGGCUGGCAAAUUGAGUAGGUUCGAUUCCUGCUGGAUGUACUUAGAACGUUCAAUAAUCGUCGUUCGUAAACUCACUCGCUUUAGUUUGCUCGGUAUGAGUUGGUUGUGUUACUGAUUCCUCAAAAUUAGGAACCGUCCCAUGAUUGUGACCACUAUUGUGUUGCCUAUGUCAUUUUGCUUUUUCUACAAGGGACUUAUUCCCUCGUCUUCAAAGCUGUCCUGCAACGAUUGUCUUUAUUGUGGGUGGCCUGUGUGAAAUUUUUUUCCUUAAAAAGCUGUCUUACUGCCAUGUUACCCUAUUACUUUAGGCACCCAAAAUUAGAAGAAUGUGGAAAUGAUUUCUGAGAGAAAUUUGAUUCAAUAUCUACUUCGGAGCCAUGCCAAAGGGAUAUUUACUCGACUGCUGUCUCUUCCCUUUUUUUUCUGUGACACACUUUGUUGUUCUUUGCAGUACAAAAUUCAUGCCAACUUUUUUGCCUUUUUCCUUAAAAUUUGAAAACUGUAGAAUACCUUCCAAUUGGGAGGUGCUGAAGAAUGCUCAUCAUUGAGGAUAUUCACUCUUUAAAAGUAGACUGGAUGGCUGGACUGUUGGAAGAACUUCUAAACUGGAAUGUUGGAAUAAAAUUUUUAAUGAACCUUUACCCCCUGUCAUUAGAUUCUUAGCGUAAACAUGAACCUUUUGCUCUUAACGACUGCCCAAAAAUGAAUAUUCCUGUUUAAUGACACCACCAUCUAGGUUUAGACUAUUCUUCCUAACAUUGUGAUUGCCAUCCAAUGCGUUCUUGUUUACAUUCUGAAAACCUGCACAGUUUAUUUACAUUCCUAAAAGAAGGGUUAUUUUCAGCAUAAUGAAGUAAGAGUGUGAGCUUUUUAUCUCAUUAUUGUUCCAAAUCUAUUGUUCAAAGAUUUUUCGAUUUGUUGGAAUCUGAGCAGCCAUCAUGCAAGAGAACAAUUCUUGAAAUAAUAAUGGAGAAAGGAUUCAUACUUAAUGGAGUUUCAUGAUUUUCAUGACUAGUUUAUUUUUUUUGGAAAAUCUAAAUUUACUUCAUUAGUGUUUUGAUUUACUUUUUAUGUAUGUUGAUUAUCCAUUGGGAGUGAAUUAUCUUCCAUUUUAGGAACUCUGAAUACUAGACACUCUUUCUUAUAGAAGAUUCUUCUUUGUAAAUAUUUUGACUUUUCCCUAUGUGCUCUUAUUUGAUUUUGAUUAGUUUACCUGAGCGCAUUAUUCCAUUCAUCAUUUCAAAUGAUGAUAGAACGAGAUUCUUGUUUUCUUUUUUUUUUCAUACCUGCAUUCUUGUCCUUUUUUCUCUCCAAUGAAGUUCAUUUCCUGAAUUCGGCUUUCAGAACGUUGCAUUGAUACUUUUCGUCUUGUGGUGGGGAGUCUUUCAUAACGAUACUUCAUCAGAUUGACCAAAUCCUCAUAUUAUAGACACAAAAAUGUGUUUAACAAUAUUAUGCUGACUACUACUCUUUCCCUGAGAUAAUGCUAUUACUGCUUAGGAUCUUUGAAAGUACUCGCUGAGGUCUUUACAGAUUGUUUAUAUGUUCUUCGUAUGUUGGAUCUUUUGCAGUAAUGUCCUUAGUAAUUCAUUUAACGCGAAUUUCUCACCGUGGCUUCAGUAACAACUGUUACAUAGGUAGUGUAAGACCGUUAAAAGCUUCAAGAUUGUGCACCAGAAAAUAUUACGGUGAUCUCAAAUUAUUCGUUUCUUCUGUUCUGCAGAUCAUUGUUUGGGGUAUUAUACCAGCUGUGAACGACUCCAAGGCCCACACAAACAAUACCCUUGCUUUGAUUGUGCUCAUCCAAUAUGUCCCUAGACUAUUCCUUAUUUUCCCUUUGAAUGCGAGGAUUGUAAAAGCAAAUGGGGUUGUUGCAAAGACUGCGUGGGCUGGAGCUGCAUACAAUCUCCUACUCUAUAUGUUGGCUAGUCAUGUAUGCUCUUCAUUAUCUAAAUAUUUUUCUUUCAGGGUUCAACUCAAAGCUAUUAUUUGAAGGUUUGCUUAGAAUAUUUUGUGCAUAGAUUAUGAUCAUUACAUUUUCUUUUACAGGUUCUUGGAGCCUUGUGGUACCUCUUGUCCAUGGAGAGACAAACUUCCUGCUGGUUAACUGAGUGCAGGAAGGAAGAUGGAACCUUUGGCAGACCUUUUUGCAAUCCUGUUUUCUUUGAUUGUAGUACAGUUGAGCAAUCUGAUCGAAAGACAUGGUUGAACAGCAGUCUAGUGAUUACCAAAUGUGACGCUGCCAAUGGCCCUAUGAAAUUUAACUUCGGAAUGUUUGCAGAUGCUUUUAUUAAUGAGGUUGUGUCGUCACCAUUCCUUGAGAAGUAUCUUUACUGUCUUUGGUGGGGUUUGAAGAACUUGAGGUAUGUAAUCAAGACAAUAUCUUAGUUUUGUAGUGUUUUUGGAUAUGUUCAGUUGAUUAAAUUGGUACGUCUUUCUGCAUCGAUACAUUGUCAUUGUUGGCUUGGAAUAUAUGAUUUACAUGCUCGCAACAAAUUUUGGAUUUAUGAAGAAGAUUUCGUGAAAACGUUGUCCGUAAAAAUGUGUUCCUUCUUGUAGGCAAAAUUGGAAAUUAUUGGACAAAAUCAUGCCUUUUGGGGAUCAUGUGAUAGAGACUGCUAAAUUUGACCCACAUUGAUUUAAUAUGUACUCUUUUUAUAGGUUUCAUUACUUUGUGCUUUUCAACAGAGGUUCAAUUCCACCUUUUGUUCUGCGUCUGAGUGUUCACCUCAUAGUUUAUUCCAGUGUUAUGGAGGAACGAGCAUUUGUCAUUUUUCACAAGAUUAUAUAAAAGUACGAUUCAUUGAAAGCAAGGGAAGUUGCAUAUUGGGCAGAAUUUUGUGCAGCUUGACAAUCCCUUUUAGAAAAAUGUAAUAGAAUGACACAACCACAACUGUAACAGCGUGAAGACAGGAGCAACAUGGCUAGUUGCUCUAGACUUCAGCCUGGCCUAGUGUAUGAGUUAAGUCAUCUAUUAUGUUAUCUUUCGCACCCAAUGUAGAGUAAGUUUUGGUUAUUUUGUCCGAGCUCAUAUUGUUGUGAACUGGCACCUGCCAUUUAAAAUUUCUAAGAGAACUGCAGAAAGGAGAUGGUAUGGUAGUAGUAGUAUGUUUCGAACCUUUAUUUACGUUUAGUGGUCCUUUGGUUUAUUAUUGGGCAUAUUGGGUUUUUCUCAAUGUCAGCAAGCGGAUUAUUAUGAGUUACACGUAAUUGGAUGCAAUGCGUCUCUUACUUUGCCUUAAAUGAAAGAAGCCAUUCUUUCUCAGAAAGGAAGUAAAUUUUGGUUUGGAAGUUUACUAGUGAAGAACGAUUUGGAUUAUUAUUAUGAAUAAAAAAUAAUUUUCUUCUAUUGUAGUGCUUUCAUUCUAUUUCUGCAACUUUUUACAAAUACGUUCUUACCCUGGUUCUAGCCUCAAUAGACUCAUAUUUGUUUCCUUUCUUUUGUUCUCACAUUGAUGUGUCUCCAUUAUUUUCCCCCUUGAGUACUCCUCAACCCUACUCUAUAGAAAAUUAGAGAUAAUCUUGCUUCCUAUGAGCUGACACCAAUGAGAAUGAGCUAGAAGAGAAAUAAAGUGCAGACAUAAUUUUACUAGCACCCAUAGGGUUCCACUACAAGCAACAGAGAGUUACAUGGUGCCACACCCUCGUCAGCUGCCUAAAAAUUCACUUAUUUUACAUGAUCUUACUCUAUUUUAAAGCGAAAGUUAGGCCUCAUAACUCAACAUGUCCUUUAUCAGUGAUAAAUGUUGGUAUAAAAACGUAAACUUAUCGACUAGUGUAAUCAUUACAACAUGAAACUUUAAUAAGCCAUGCACUAGUUUGACUAUUUGCUCCUCUAUUCAUCAGCUUGCCUUACUCAUUGCCCUUGUGCACCUUUCAUUCUUUACAUUCAACAGUUCCUAUAUACCGUAUCACAUUUAUACUACUAUCUCUUUGUCAUUUCUGCCUUCCUUGCAUUAGAAUGUCAGAAGGUAGUGAACUAAGAUCUAGCCUCUUCACAUGAAUCGUUAAUGUCAGCGCCCCAUGUCUGCAGGGGCUUCACAUUAAGGAUUGCUGGUUUAGAUAUUUUUGUCAUUUCAAGUAGUUAGAGGGAAGAGUCAUUGUAGAGAUCUUAUGAUAAGGACCUUUAAAAUUUAGGUCUUCUUUUUUCUCCUCUCUUUCUUCUUUGUCAUGCUCAAUUUCAUACUCUGACCAAAGAGGAACCAAAAAUCUCGAAUAUAAGUCAACAGAUGAUGGUUCGUGCUUCACAUCCAUGGUGAUUUUUCUUAUGCGCGCAUGCCAUCUAACUGUCACACUGUGCAUGGUUGCAAGCCUGGUCUAUUCACAUUCUCGAAGGGGCAGUUGUCUUCUCAUCCCUUCUGAUCAACUCCACACAUCUAUGUCGGGACAGAUGACUAGUGCUGGUAUGAGCAAUUUGAGCCACUGAGAGAUGAACUUUGUUUCACUUUAUUCUAUCUCAGCUGUGGAUCCAAGCAGUAGUGAUGUUGGUCAUUCUGGCUCCUUUGGCAAGCUCUUUCAGUGUAUUAAUUAAUGAUGGGCAAAAUGGGUUUGAGGGGUGGGGUCACUGAUAGUUUUAAGAGUUUACUUUAGGUGACAGAAGAGGUGCGGCAUCUUUCCCCUCUUCUAUUCUGGAAAGGGUAAUAUGAGGUAGACAGGUGUCAGAGUACCGUUUAGUGUUGAAAGGCCCUAGCUUUUUUGAACCUCUGGGAUGGAUCAGGAUUUUUUCUUGAAUAAGAUUGGAAGGCAUAAUUUCAGUUGAUACGAUCAGAAUCAGCCGAUUCAAUAACUCCAUCUAGAUAGGUGAUAUCCCUCAAGCUCCAGUAUGUCGUUCUAGUAAGUAGAUCUUGCAUGACAUUCCCCCAUAAAAUUAUCAUUCUGGGAAAUAACUUAGCAUGAACACCAAUAAGUUGAAUUUAUGAGACAGUCUGGUUCCUAGAUUACUGAUGAUAGUGCUUGCUUGGGAUUUUAUCAUUUUGGUAAUAUAUCUAACCCAACUUUUAAUUUUAUUCCUAGGCAACAAACUUCCUGUAAAAUGUUUGGCGAAUAUUUUUUCUUCUCCGUUCCGUUCUGCAAAUGAUAUGCAUUGGAGCUGCUCAUUUAAUUGUUUGCAAGUACGUUGCGAUGGUGGAAGGAUUCAUCCAGUCUUAAGAUCAUUAUAACUGACCCUGUUUCCUCUUCCACAGUUCAUAUGGACAAGGAAUUGUAACGAGCACCUACGCUGGUGAAACAUCAUUUUGCAUUCUUAUAUGCAUUGUGGGACUCAUUCUAUUCUCCCAGUUGAUUGGUAAUAUGCAGGUAUAAGUUACACUCUUGAUUUUUCUUAGAUUAUCGUGUGCUCAAUCAUAGAUCCUAGGAAUAGUGUGCUAUUUUUACAAUUUUUUGCAUUCAUGAACAAAAUAUUUUCGUAAAAUGUUAAUGAUGCACAGUAAACUUGCAAACCCAAACAAAAAAAAAACAUUCAUCACAGAAUUUAUCUUGGUUCCUUGUGGACUCGUACAUUUGUAAAUAUGAGAUUCACCUGCCUGAACUUUUAUGGGUUUUUCCGAUAUAAAUGGGUGAUUCACCUUAAGAAUGAUGCAUCUCUAACCAUGUUACUCGCAUAAAGAUUAAAUAAUAGAUGAACAAUAUCCUGUAUUUUAAUGACAUUCCAUGCCUUACACGGUCAAAUGGUCAGUUAUGGACAAUAUGCAGAGAAGAUGAUAUACCAACCUGCUGCUCUAUGGUUGGUAUAUCAUUUCUUACUUUUGUCGAGAAAUUCUUGUGUAUCACAAAGGACUUCACUCCUUGCCUUUCGAAUCUUAUUGAAUUCCAAACUCAGAAUAACUUUCAGCCAUGUUUGCCCUACGCUGAUCUCUGAAAAUUCACUAGCCCAGGGUCACUUCUUUCACUAAUGUUGUAUAUAGUGGCAGUGCUUAAUCUAGGACUGUGCCCACGUUAGGGCUUGUUUUAUAAACGUUUCAGACACCUAUUUUAAGCUCUUCAAGCCUAUGAACCAGUACCAGAAUCUUUGAAAGUUUUUAUACGAUUUAAACUUAGCUGCUUGAAAUAUAUCUUGUAUCCCACUUCUCCGGAAGACUGAGGUAAGAUAGAUACCGAGACCAGGAUCCAACCUAUCAAGGGCAAGAUAUAAUUUGUUCUAAGCUGAGAGCAGAGGGAGAAAAAUAUGGGUUUUGUUUAUCAAUCUUCUUGGGUGAAUUAACAUUCUGUACAGCUUUUCUGUUCUUGACAAUUUAAUGAUUUAUUCAAUCAUAGCCGUGAAUUAUCUAAGCACUUUUUGCUUUGGCAAGACAUACCUGCAAUCAGUAACUGUGAGACUUGAAGAAUGGCGAGUCAAAAGGAGAGACACUGAGGAGUGGAUGAGGCACCGCAAACUCCCUCCAGAUCUGCAGGAGCGCGUUCACCGGUUUGUUCAGUACAAAUGGCUUGCUACUAGAGGUGUUGACGAAGAAUCUAUCCUUCGGUCCUUGCCAUUGGAUCUUCGUCGGGAUAUUCAGCGGCACCUUUGCUUAGAUCUUGUUCGUCGUGUAAGUAUCCUGUCCUUGUAGAACGUUUUUCUACAUUCGCCUUUGACCAGCAUGCCUUGGAGCAGAUCAAUAUUUGCAGGAUGAUCACACAUCAUCUGCAGGAAAGAUCAUGAACAACCCACAACUCGCCACACUUAACAAUCCCUAUUCUCCAUAGAAGAUUUUAGACAGAUUACUACUCGGCGAGGGAUUUCCGAUCUUCUAGGCUGCCAUUUUUUUCCUUUCCACUCAAUGACACAUUCUAGUUCUUCUUCCUCCUGCUGCUUACUGUUAGAAGUGAAUUAGUAUCUGAAAAUUAAAGCGCAUUUGGCUUAUACCAAGCUGGAAGAUUCGUCUUCCUCUUGCUGCUUACUGUUACAAGUGAAUCAAUCAUUUAUCUAUCAAAACACAUUCAUCGAAUAUCAUCAACCUGAUUGAAAAAAAUGGUCAGCUAAAUGAAUGAAAACGGUGAAAACCCACCCUCUUACAAGAUCAUGAUGCUCCUCCUCCUGCAGGUCCCCUUCUUCUCUCAGAUGGACGCGCAGCUCCUCGACGCCAUCUGCGAGCGCCUGGUCUCCUGCCUGAGCACGCAGGGGACGUUUAUCGUCCGCGAGGGCGACCCAGUGAACGAGAUGCUCUUCGUGAUCAGAGGCCGAUUGGAGAGCUCCACGACCAACGGUGGCCGGAGCGGCUUCUUCAACUCCAUCACUCUCCGUCCCGGAGACUUCUGCGGAGAAGAGCUCCUCACCUGGGCCCUGAUGCCCAACCCCAGCUUGAACCUGCCCUCCUCGACCCGCACGGUGAGGGCCCUCGAGGAGGUGGAGGCCUUCGCGCUCCGCGCAGAGGACCUCAAAUUCGUCGCCAACCAGUUCAAGCGCCUGCACAGCAAGAAGCUCCAGCACGCCUUUCGCUUCUACUCACACAACUGGAGGACUUGGGGCGCCUGCUUCAUCCAGGCCGCCUGGAGGCGCUUCAAGAGGAGGAAGAUGGCCAGGGAGUUGGCCAGGAUGGAGGGGGGCUUGGGCUUCUUCCAGGCCCCCACCUUGCUGGACCCUGCUGGUCAGAUGAUCCAAAAGAGCGAAGAGCACGAAGAGAAUCCAAACUUUCAGCAGCUAGGCGCCACCAUAUUGGCUUCCAAGUUCGCCAAGAACACAAAGAGGGGGGCGAACCAGAAGAUGAUGGGCGGUGGCGACGAUCUUUCUGCUGUCAGCUUGAAGAUGCCCAAGCUUUUGAAGCCUGAAGAGCCCGACUUUUCAGUAAAACUCGGUGAUGAUGAUGACGAUGAUGGCGACGGUGAGAAGUGA
Messenger RNA from Spirodela intermedia, 10430 nucleotides. The record is from the annotation of a GenBank genome assembly. Lineage: Eukaryota; Viridiplantae; Streptophyta; Magnoliopsida; Alismatales; Araceae.